AGAGAGAGAGAGCGAGAGAGAGAGAGAGCGAGAGAGAGAGACUGCAGCAACCGACAUGGAGCUCGAGCCUUUCCGGAGGAGAGCGAGCAUCCUCUAAUCUGCCAGGAUCACGGUAGAAUACAUUGACACCUUAGACAACAGACAACACUUCUAUAUCACCAUGAGGAACUGCUGACACCCCCCCCCCUCACCUGACUACCAGAGAGAAGACACUUUCUUCCUCCCAUCAUCUCUACCACUCCGCCCGUCUUCACAAGGAUAAGCGUUAUAUUCGAGAGUGGAAAAAGUGACCGUCAAAAGCUGAAGCCCUCUCUUGACACUUGACCUCUAACCACUGACCUGUGACCUCAGUAUGUCAGGUCUGCGUGGUAAGCUGCAGCGUGUCCAGUGGCGGGCAGGAUGGCACUCCUUCACCUCCAGAGUCCUCAGGACCAAACCAGUAGAGAGCAUGUUGGACUCUGGGACAGGUGGUACCAGCAGCCAUGGCACCAAACUAGCGAGGGUGUUGUCCACGGUAGACCUGGUGUCACUAGGGGUGGGCAGCUGCGUUGGCACGGGGAUGUACGUGGUCUCUGGGCUGGUUGCUAAGGAGAUGGCCGGACCUGGCGUCAUCGUCUCCUUCAUCAUCGCUGCUGUCGCCUCUAUACUGUCAGGAGUGUGUUAUGCUGAAUUUGGGGUUCGCGUUCCCAAGACAACAGGCUCAGCCUACACCUACAGCUACGUGACAGUGGGGGAGUGUGUGGCCUUUUUCAUUGGCUGGAACCUGAUCCUGGAGUACUUGAUUGGCACAGCCGCGGGGGCGUCGGCUCUCAGCAGCAUGGCGGACUCACUAGCCAAUAAAAGCAUCUCUACGUUUAUGACUACACACAUCGGAACACUCAACGGCCUGGGUAAAGGAGAGCAGUCGUACCCAGACCUCCUGGCCCUGCUGAUAGCAGUAAUAGUGACAGUGAUCGUGGCCCUGGGGGUGAAGAACUCAGUAGGGUUUAAUAAUGUGUUGAAUGUGAUCAACCUGAUGGUGUGGGUCUUCAUGAUGGUGGCCGGACUCUUCUUCGUUAACGGACACAACUGGGACGAUGGAAGGUUCUUACCCUUCGGGUGGUCAGGGGUGAUGCAGGGAGCAGCAACAUGUUUCUAUGCCUUCAUAGGGUUUGACAUCAUCGCUACUACAGGAGAGGAAGCCAAGAGUCCCAACACCUCUAUACCCUAUGCUAUUACUGUUUCCCUCAUCACCUGCCUUACUGCAUACGUCUCUGUAUCAGUGAUUCUGACUCUGAUGGUUCCCUAUACAGAGAUCGAUGCAGACGCUCCUCUGAUGGAGAUGUUUGCUGUACAUGGCUGUUAUUUUGCUAAGUACAUAGUAGCAGUAGGCUCUGUAGCUGGCCUGUCUGUCAGUCUCCUGGGCUCUCUGUUCCCCAUGCCACGAGUAAUCUACGCUAUGGCUGGAGACGGACUGCUGUUCAGGUUCCUGGCCCAUGUGUCUCCCUACACUGAGACUCCAGCGGUGGCAUGUGUUGUGUCUGGCUGUCUGGCUGCUCUCCUCUCUCUCCUCGUCUCCCUACGAGAUCUCAUAGAGAUGAUGUCCAUAGGAACACUACUGGCUUACACACUGGUUAGUGUGUGUGUGUUGUUGCUACGCUACCAGCCAGAAUCAGACAUCCACGGCUUUGUGAACUUCCUGUCUGAGGAGCAGUCCAAUAAGAAGAAGGAGGGCGUGUUAGCUGAGUGUGAGAAGGAAGUGUGCUCUCCAAUCAGUGAAGUAGAUGACUACGGAGGACCUCAAACUAACACCUGUGGAGCGAAGAAUCUCCCCUCGCUAGGCGACAACGAGAUGCUGAUUGGUAAACCAGAUAAAACCACUUACACUGCCAGCCACCCGAACUACGGCACCGUCGACAUGGGCUCCGGCAUCGAAUCAGAAGAGUCGGAGGGCGGGAUGUCGUGGAGGCUGAAGAAGCUGAUUGGUCCGCGGUACUACACCAUGAGGAUCCGAUUGGGCCUGCCUGGGAAGAUGGACCGGCCCACUCCGGCAACGGGAAAGACAGUUACUGUCUGUGUCCUCCUCCUCUUCCUCGUCGUAUUCAUCUUCAACUCCUUCAUCAUCUUCGGAGCGGCCAGCAUCGGUGAUGGCAGCUGGUGGGCUCUUCUCCUGCUGAUCUUCCUGGUCAUCUUCAUGGCCCUCCUCAUCGUCAUCAUCCUGCAGCAGCCAGAGAACCCGAAGCGACUGCCCUACAUGGCUCCGGCUGUUCCCUGGGUUCCUGCUGCUGCCAUGCUGGUCAACAGCUACCUGAUGUUAAAACUGUCUGCCAUCACCUGGAUACGCUUCGCUGUCUGGUGUUUCCUAGGUAUCCUGAUCUACUUUGGUUAUGGGAUAUGGAACAGUACUUUGGAGAUCAGGUCCAGGGAGCAGGAGGUCCAUGCGUCUACAUACCAGCGCUACGAUGGUCACCAUGCCGGGGUGGACGACGGCUUCUCAGGCUUCAGAGUUGACGACGACCUCUACCCCCCUAGCAACAACGACCCCUGGGCCGCACCAGACGGUGUUGACGGGUCAGGGCUGGUACCCCCCACGGCUGAUGAUGAUGAUGAUUGGACGGAUCCAAAGGGAGGAGCUAAGAGAGCGCUAGCGGAGGAGGACCCAAUGGAUUUCUGAGAAGAAAGGAAUGAUGGACGGAUGUUUCCGAGAGGAUUGAUAGAUGUUACUGUUGUUAACAACUGAAUGUACUGCCUACUGCCGGCUGCCUGCCUGCGUGCGUGCGAGUGAGUGAGUGUGUUCAUGUGAAUGUUUGUGUGGGUCCCUUGUUACUUAUUUAAAAACAUAUUUUUUUUCAUUGAAUUCCAAAGGAAGUAUGAUCCUAUGGAGGAAAGCUGUAGACUACCAAUCAGAAACAGUGGGCGGGGUCUUUGGGUUGAUUUGGUGAUGGGCAUACAGUGAAGGUAUUUUCCUCUCACUAUAGACAGUCCAGAGUGAUGACAGACUGGGAGCGACUACUCAGCAUUUCCUGGUUCACCACACACACGGGAAGCUGUCAGAGCGCUGAGCCAAGGUCACUUCCUGUCACUGGUCCAGGUGUCUGCUGCUUCUCUCAUCUCACAGAGAGGAAACUAGCUACACACACACAGACACUCUUAGACACACACCCGCCUCUCCAGUCUCUAUCUGGGAAUGGGGGGCUGAUGUUUUUUUUUGUGUCACAUAGUAAUUGGACUUUGCUUGCAAUUUGUGCCUUCAUCUGUGUGUGCACGCGUGUGUUUUUUUGGGGGGCUGUGUGUGUGCAUGCGUGCGUGUUUGUACGCUUUUACACCUUGUAUUUGUGUCCCCUUCAGGGUCUUACCAGUGGAGUGUGUUUGUAACUUAUUUUGCUCCAUCCCACUCUAUGAAUCCCCCCCCCCCAUCCCUCCCCCCCACAAGCCCCUGUUGCUGCGUUACUAGAGCUCAGAAUGGAAAGGUUCUAAAUGACAGAUUUGUUCUAAACAGAGUUAUGGACGCCACCCUGCUCUGCUCUGCCUACAGGCUAAAUCUCCAAAUGAAUGUUACUAUAUUAGAAAGAAGACGAGAUGAGAAUUGCUCUCACAUCAGACAAAUAUCUCUGAGUGUUUAGUCACAUAGAACCCUCUAAUUCUAUGGUCUCCGCCCCCAUGGGGAAGCCUUACCUGUCAAAUGCACUAAACUAAAGAUGCCACGCGACCCCUCCUACUCCCCACCCCUAAAUGCUGACCUCUAUCCCUAACCACUACCCAGGGUUCUCUCUGCUGUUCAGGGGUGGGCUCGCUUGUGUUGUCCAGUGAAACAGACACACACAGCUGAGCUGAACUGUGUGUGCGCGGGUGUGUGUGUGUGCGUGCGUGUGUGUGUGUGCGUGUGUGUGUGCGUGCGUGUGUGUGUGUGCGCGUGUGCGUGUGUGUUCCAUGCCUGUGGCUAUGUGACGUGGCUGGCUGGUGUAUGUGAUCGCAUGCUAAUGUGUAUAGCAUGGUUGUAGAUGCGGUAUUUGCAUGUGGUGACCGACAGCUAAGAGACAUUCUAGAACUAACAGCACCCUACUCCAAACUGACCCCUGAUCCUUGAUAAGGGAAACUAUAGGGUGAAGGGGACUGAUCGAUCUGGAACUGGGGUAUGAUAUGUAGCAGAUUUAGGAGUUGGUGGUUCUAUGGUUUCAUCUCCACCCCUCACCACCGCUCACUCCACACCCUGUGUUUACAAGGUAAGCCAAAGUCCACAACAUGUGUUAACUUUGUAGAGAACAAAACAACCAUGAGAUGUACAUGUACAAUAGAUUGAAGUCACUCACGGUAUAUUACGUUCUGCUUAUGAACGGUUCAUAAUCACUUCAACAGGGUUUGUUUAGGUCAAACUCAAUUAUGAAUGUUAACUAUUCAAUCAGGAUCCACCUGGAACCAAAUAUAAAAAGACCCAAAUAAUGUAAUUUUUCUAUUGAAACAAGUUAACUAAGGGUUAACUACAUAUCUAAUAAUGGUUUAGAAUUCAAGUUUUACUGAAACCACUUGGUAGAGUAGACACAUGCAGUUACAUUCACUAGCUAGAGUAAAUGCAUACAGUUACAUUCACUAGCUAGAGUAAAUACAUACAGUUACAUUCACUAGCUAGAGUAAAUACAUACAGUUACAUUCAUACAGUUACAUUCACUAGCUAGAGUAAAUACAUACAGUUACAUUCACUAGCUAGAGUAAAUACAUACAGUUACAUUCACUAGCUAGAGUAAAUACAUACAGUUACAUUCACUAGCUAGAGUAAAUACAUACAGUUACAUCCAACAGCAUCGACACAAAAACAUGGGGAAACACUAUCAAACAAAAAUAGGAGUAUUUUUCUACUGCUGGGUCACGCCCACACCUAUGCUCCUCCAAAUGUGGGCCUCCACAGUAAGUGGGUGAGGUUUAUCCACUUUCACUUGUAUUUCGUCCAAUCAGAGCUCAGCUUGGGAGGAAACGGUAAAAGCUUAUAUUUUUUACUUCUAUCUCUAGUCGGUUAAGGUUAAAAAGUUAAAAAAAUAUCUUAUAACAUUUAUUACAGUCUAAAGUAGGCAAAUUAGAAGGUUAUAAAAACAUUAAAAAACAAAAAACACUAUUUUAUUACAACACUAAAGAAAAUGUUGCCACUGUUGCUUUUAAAGUCUGAGGUGCUGUUUGUUUGUUCAUUUUGUCUCGGGAGAAGGUGUGCCAUGUUUCUGUCCACUUCCUGGUAUUCAAUCAUAAUGCAUUCCGGUUUGAACCGCACAGAACGUCAACAAUCUUCCUAACAGCUUCCUAAAGCCCAUUUAGGGACGGGUGAUAUAAAUUAACACCAGCUAUCCACAUUGGUUAAAUUGCUGGUUUAUUCAAUAGGUCAACGAAAUGCACUGCGAUUGAAUUCCUGCCUCUAUCUCUCUCCUGCUGUGGCUGGCUGUCUUUGUGGGAUGUUGAGACUGGCUUCUGUUUGCUGACUAGAUAUUUGUUUUUCUUCUGUAUAUUUUUGCUAUCUGAAGUUGUAAAAUGUUCUGAUGUAUUUGGGGUUUUCUGUUAUUGUUUUUGACUUCAUCUGAAAUGACACCCUAUCAGGACACUGGCCAAAAGUAGUGCACUAUAAAGGGAAUAGGGUGCCAUUUUGAAUGCAGACCCCAUGUGUGUUUUUGCUCCUGAGUGCAAUUGUUCAAGCUGAGUUGUCGAUAUCGCCUCCAUGCAACAAUGAAACAUUAUUUAUUGCAAAUAUGAA
This is a messenger RNA of Oncorhynchus nerka (sockeye salmon), 5710 nucleotides long. It is a transcript of the gene slc7a14a, whose product is annotated as solute carrier family 7 member 14a. Gene Ontology annotation, cellular component: plasma membrane. Gene Ontology annotation, biological process: amino acid transport; transmembrane transport. The transcript is spliced from 12 exons. The record is from RefSeq and is a predicted model, not a curated record. Gene Ontology annotation, molecular function: amino acid transmembrane transporter activity. Bases 353 to 2653 code for a protein of 766 amino acids. NCBI's taxonomy places the organism in Eukaryota, Metazoa, Chordata, Actinopteri, Salmoniformes, Salmonidae.